This is a messenger RNA of Ophidiomyces ophidiicola, 2370 nucleotides long. RefSeq lists its product as uncharacterized. The transcript has a single exon. Bases 1 to 2370 code for a protein of 789 amino acids. Lineage: Eukaryota; Fungi; Ascomycota; Eurotiomycetes; Onygenales; Onygenaceae. The record is from RefSeq and is a predicted model, not a curated record.
AUGUUUCAGAGAUCAGUUAAUGAUGUGGCCGUCUGUCUACGAUGCCGAAUUCGGUCCCAAUUUCCGCCGUCGCGCGCCCCCUCCAUAAAACCUCCCACUGCUCGAAAACGAUCCCUCCACGCAAACGCGAGUCACAAAGCGGAAUCUUUGGCGCAAGAGCAUAGGUUUUCGAAUCGGCGAUCAAAGCCACCUGCUCGUAUAGAGCCUCUGGGUAUUAAUACACUUGGGAAACCAUCCCAUGUCCUACUAUUACAAGACAAAAAGACACCUCCGGAGGGCAGGUUCGCGAGGCUGAUCGCAAAGGAGGAAGAAGAUCGACAAUUAUACAGCCCAUCUGAAGUACUGGAAGAAGUAGAUAAAGAAGAACGGUAUAGACUAUUUGGCGCGGAAGAAGUAUCGGCCAACUUUGACUAUCUCCACGCCCUCCACCAGCCUGGAGAUAGACUAUUUCCGGUGAACUGGGACAAGCUACGGGAUGUUCUUGAACAUGGAUUUACGACAUCCCAAUUAUUACGGUAUAUUGGAGAUUUCACGGGCAAUAAAAAUGGGAGUUUGGAGUGUACUGAUAUUGGGGAUAUAUCUCCCAAAGACAACCAGCGUCUCUGGAAAGCGGGGACCUCUCUCUUCUUAGAACUGACACCCAAAAUCCAGAGAAGGACUUCUCAGAGAAUCGAGGCAAUGAAAUACAUGGAAGGGAAAACUCUCCUAGCUGAAAGGAUUAUGAGAGAUUGCUGGCAACUCACUAUUCGAAAUGAAAUUGGACAGAUCGAUUUACGGGUAGCACCGAAGCAAAUACCUACACUGUUGAUGGCGAAAACGGAACCACUUAAGAAGGUCGCAGAAUCUUGCAAUGUCAAAAUAGAUGUGACCAACUCGUUAAAUCUCAUUAGAAUAACGGGGAGCGAAGACAACUCGCUACAAGCUCUCAACGCUGUGGAGCACUUGCUAUCUCAGUUUCGCACUAAAGAGCUUGAAUUCCCUACAAGUGGAUCUAUUCUUGAAAGUAGCAAAUACCGGAGCCAGGACGCCGAUCUAUUGCGAGUGUUGGAAAAAGAGUACGGGGUUCUGUGUCGCGUGACCAAGGGUGCAAAGAAAUUCAUAUGCUACUAUUUGGAUGGAGCCGAAGCGGAUGCCGAAGAUGUAUGCAGGAGUGUUUGUCUUGCACGUUCCUUACCUCUCGAUAACCCUCGAGAUCUUGUCACCCAUUUUCCACCCGAUCAACCAGUAGGAAAAUACUAUGUUACCAGUCCAGAUUUCAUGUUUUUUCCUGAUCGCACUGGGAAGUGGUUCAGAUGGGCAACGCCUCUCCUUGGAGUUGAUACCGUUGACGGGAGAGCUGUGAGGAGACCGCCCGCCUCAAUUUACAGCAAGGAAAAUACCGCUCCGUUUAUAAAUAUCUCCAAUUCCCUCUCUCGCAAGCUUGAGAAUGCUUACGAGCAUUCCGUUUCGGACAAUUUUAAGCGUGAAGUCGUUACGGCCACCAUCGGAAAAUGCCUUUUCAAGGGGGCCUCUAGCGGUGAAAAGGAUGAAAUUGGUUUUUCGACCCUUAAAGCUUUGCCAUCGAGGAGAGUGUUCAUCCGGGAUGUUCCUAACACUCGACGUUUGUUCAACACAAUCCCUUCUAUUGACAAGGGUACUACCAUUCAUCGAGUUCACCUCCUGCCGACUGUCCCGAUUUUCCCUCCGAUAGAGUUAGAAAUGGAAAUACCCCAUUCUACUGAACCGCAAACUUUUCUUGUGGCACCAAUCUUGAAAAAAGCGAAUGCGGUUCUUGAUAGCCGCGACGUUGAUAUGCUUUUGCCAACAGUUGCUUUGGAUAUUCGUUUCACAAAGACUACCUACUAUGACAUUUUGGAAGGAUGCCAGUUCUCCCCCCUCGCGCCUAAUACUCAUCCUGUACAGUCUACCCUCGCAGCCUGCAUGGCGAAAGUUCAAUAUUCGCUACCGAUCGCUGGGCCCCAGCCUCGAAUGCCUUCAUUUUGCAAAAUCGCUAUUCCGAAAGCACUUGUUACCUCAUCAAAGCAAUUUUCGGAAGCUGCUGCAUGCUCAUCCCAGAAAUCUGACUUUAUUGAGGGAGAAUACGUGUUCCCACCCCUUCCGUCAUUCAAGGCAUCACGAAUCGCAAGGUUUAACUAUAAAGACCUUGAGCUCAAUUAUUCCAACCCAAGAACGGGGCCCUUGUUUCCCAAACAAAGCAUCGAGCUUAGCCUCUCAAUCGGGCGAUAUGAUAACGAGCUGCGCCCUAUAGCCGUUUGGCCCCAGUCAUCACAGACAGAGCAAACAGCAAGAGGCGCUUCCUUGGAGUCACUUUUUCAGCCAUUAUACACCCGUGCAUGUCAAUUAGCGUUUGAAUUGAGUGCCAAAAAUUAG